Molecule: messenger RNA, 1825 nt
Organism: Erigeron canadensis
Lineage: Eukaryota; Viridiplantae; Streptophyta; Magnoliopsida; Asterales; Asteraceae
Product: protein IQ-DOMAIN 2-like
Exons: 6
Coding region: 200-1576 (458 amino acids)
Molecular function (GO): protein binding
Source: RefSeq, a predicted model, not a curated record
CUUCUUAAGAUCUGUUUUUCUUUCUUUUUCACUUACAGAACCUUUUUAUAUAUAUAUAUUUUUUGUUUUUCUGUUUGUAUAGAAGCCAAAAGUCAUAUCUUUUGAUAACACUGUACAACUUACAAGGAGAAGAAUAAUAACAAGCCCUUAAAGAUUCAAACUUUAUUAACUUAGUGGUUAAUUAGUGGAUGAUACAGUAAUGGGGAGAAAAGGAAAUUGGAUAUCUUCUAUUAAAAAGGCUUUGAGCCCGAGCUCCAAGGAAAAGAGAAGCCAGAAAUCGAAGAAAAAUACUUAUGUGGAGGAAAAAUUCUUCGAACCACCCAUUGCUCCAGUUGUUGAACCUGUCAGUUCUCAUCAGCUUCCACCACCAGAAGAAGUGAAACCGAUUGAAGUGGAGGAUGAGCAGACGAAACAUGCAUAUUCCGUAGCAGUUGCUGCCGCUGCUGCAGCUCAGGCAGCUGCCGCCGCUGCUCAGGCUGCUGCAGAGUCUGUUAGACUUGCUGAGUUGACUCGGUAUUCGGGGAAAUCAAAGGAGGAAACAGCUGCUAUUAGAAUCCAAACGGCUUUUCGUGGGUACUUGGCAAGGAGGGCUUUGAGAGCAUUAAGAGGGCUUGUCAGAUUGAAAACACUGGUGGAAGGGCCUGCUGUUAAACGACAAACAACAAACACACUCAAAUGCAUGCAAAAUUUGUCACGUGUGCAGUCUCAAAUCAACUCUAGGAGAAUAAGGAUGUCGGAGGAGAACCAGGCACUUCAAAAACAGCUCCUUCAGAAACGGGCUAAAGAAAUCGAAAGCUUGCAGAUGGGAGAAGAAUGGAAUGAUAGUUUGCAGUCAAAAGAAGAGAUUGAAGCUAAGUUAUUAAGCAAAUAUGAGGCUACUAUGAGAAGAGAAAGGGCGAUGGCAUAUUCAUUUUCUCACCAGCAACCAUGGAAGAAGUCAUCUAGGACAACGAACUUGCUUUUCAUGGAUCCCACGAACCCACAAUGGGGUUGGAGUUGGUUAGAAAGAUACAUGGCGGCUCGGCCAUUUGAACCACGGGGUGAGGGAAAUGAUAAUGCAUCCGUUAGAGGUGGUAUCAAUAUCACUGGGAGUGAAAUUGCCAAGUCAUAUGCCCGUCACCAACUCAAUUCCACACCAUCAACUCCUCAGGCAAAGGGGAGUGUCCCACUGGGGUCACGGAAAUUCAAGCCAACUCAAAGCCCAAGGGGAUUCGGGCCUAGCCCAGAUGAGGACUCGAAGAGUGUCUUCAGUGUGCAGUCAGAGAAAAAUAGAAGGCAUAGCAUCGCCGGGUCUUCAGUGAGAGAUGACGAGAGUUUGGCUAGCUCUCCAUCGGUGCCUAGUUACAUGGCACCUACGAAGUCAGCCAAGGCCAAAUCACGGGGACAGAGCCCGUUGGGCCCAGUGGAGAUCAAUGAUGGGACCACUCCUGAAAAAGGAUCGGGCUUGAAUGCUAAAAAGCGGCUUUCUUUUCCGGCUUCACCGGCCAGGCCAAGGCGUCAUUCGGGUCCUCCCAAGGUAGGAAGCAGCAUUGCCAUUGGUAGGGAGCAGAACGUCAAUCCUGGUGUGGUGAGUUGACUGUAUUCUUUAAACAAGUGAGACAAAAAAUAUAUUAUUGUGCAUUAUUUAGUAAAAUUUAUAACUAAAUUAAGAAAAAAAAUGAAAGAAAGAAAAAAAUAAUUAUUUGUUGUGAUUUUUUUAGUUCUUUGAUUGAGAGGGGUGAAAGGUUUAAUAUUUGUGCUAAAAAAAAUUCUCUUUUUGUUUGUGUCUGUGUGUAUGGAUAUUAAUUGUCAUAAUUUCUUUGGUUCCUUCUAUUAUUAUGAUAAA